GUUUUGGUGGUUGACAGAGUAGGUGCAUGGUUCUCAACAUUUCCAAAUCUACAUAAAAUCGGUGUUUCCGAAGUUAUUGAUUACAGGAGGGGGCUUUUGCAUGCAAAUAAAGCACCGUGCAUGUAGUUGACGAACAACGACGGCUUUUUACCAUAGCUGGGCCGAGCUGUCGGGUGCUUGUAUUUCCGCCGGACUGUAAUCAGAGAGGGACUAGUGCCCAGGCAAUGGCACUGCGCAGGGCGCUGCUGCAGCUGCUGCUGGCGCCGGGAGGCGGCUCGUGCUCCAGGGCAACAUUCUGGAACCCGGCGGCAGUACGGCCGCCGGCAGCCACGAGCCCCGGGGCGCUCGGGCAGCGGGGGCGCCCGGGAGGCAAAGGCUGCAGCGAUGCACGGAGCACGGACACCAGUCGGAUGUAUAGCACAUCAAAAACAACUGUGGAACCUGGCGAAAUGAAGAAGUUUCAGGCCUUGUCUCAAAAAUGGUGGGAUAGAAAUGGAGAAUUUGCAGCUCUACAUGCUCUGAAUGAUCUUCGUGUUCCUUUUAUCCGAGAUACAUUGUUGAUGUGCAGUGAAAAAACACAUUUAGGAUAUCCCCUUCAUGGUUUCCGGAUUUUAGACGUUGGUUGUGGAGGAGGACUAUUAAGUGAGCCACUAGGUCGUCUUGGAGCAGUGGUUGUUGGAAUUGAUCCUUUGGAAGAUAAUAUCAGAACAGCAAAGCUGCACCAAUCGUUUGAUCCAGUACUGAAGGGGCAAGUAGAGUACACUGCCUGCACUCUGGAGGAAAUGGCAACGGAGGCAACAAGCAUGUUUGAUGCUGUUGUAGCUUCGGAAGUUGUAGAACAUAUUAAUGACCUAGGAACAUUUAUUAGAUGUGCUGCACAAGUGUUAAAGCCUGAAGGAUCACUCUUUAUAACAACAAUUAACAAGACGUUCCUGUCCUAUGCAAUGGCAAUCGUAGCGGCCGAGUAUGUAUUAAGAAUUGUACCAAGUGGGACGCAUGAAUGGGAAAAGUUCAUCAGCCCUGAAGAGUUGGAGAAAUUUCUAGCAUCCAGUGGAUUCACAGUAGAAGCUGUCAAUGGAAUGCUGUUUAAUCCCCUAUUUGGUUCCUGGAAUUGGAUUAGUAACUAUAGUGUAAAUUAUGCACUACAUGCAGUAAAAACCAAAGUACCAGAGCAAUCAGAUUUUGUCUCAGAAAGAAGUAACGGCAGAGGUAAUGGUUCCCACCAAUCAGAAUCCAGUGGAUGCUCCGCAGACAAAUUAUAGAAGGAACCAUUUAAUUCAAUUGCCCCUCAGAAAUGCUGCUGUGCUAAUAUAUGUUUCAUGACCAUCUACAUCAAGCAUUAGAAACCUUUUCAAUGCAGUAUAAAGAUAUUUUACAUGAAUUAAAAAAAACACAAUUUUUAAAUGUAGCCUAUAGGUGUAAAACUUUAAAACUUUACUUAUACAGCACGGUAACAGGCCUUUCUGGCCCAACGAGCCCAUGUCGCCCAAUUACACCCCUGUUAACUUACUAUCCUGUACGUCUUUGGAAUGUGGGAGGAAACUGGAGCACCCAGAGAAAACCCAUGCAGUCACGGGGAGAACGUACAAACUCCUUACAGACAGCAGUGGGAAUUGAACCCUGUUCGCUGGCGCUGUAAUAGCAUUACACUAACCGCUAUGCUACCGUACAGACUAAUGUUAUCAGUGACUAAAGUAUACUAUACAAAUUCUUUUUGAAAUCUAAUCUUCCAUUAUGGCUUUUGAUAUGCUUUGUUUCAAACCAUUUAUUUGAAAUCUAAAUGGUAACUACAGACUUGUCUCAUUCUGUCAUUUCCUCAGUCAUUCUGGUCUUUAUCAAAGUCCUUCUCUCAUACUCUUCCUUCCAUUUCAAUGGUUAUUCCUAGAACUGUUCUGAUUAGAAAGAAACUAUGUUUGUACAUCAACUUUAUCAGUAGUGAUAUCAAGGUUACAGGAUUUUGUUCACCUGGGAUUAUUUUAACAUUAAACAACCAGCUGUGAUCUGU
Pristis pectinata (smalltooth sawfish) is the source of this 2005-nucleotide messenger RNA. RefSeq names its product coenzyme Q3 methyltransferase (gene coq3). Gene Ontology annotation, biological process: ubiquinone biosynthetic process. The transcript has 6 exons. Gene Ontology annotation, molecular function: 2-methoxy-6-polyprenyl-1,4-benzoquinol methyltransferase activity. The record is from RefSeq and is a predicted model, not a curated record. Lineage: Eukaryota; Metazoa; Chordata; Chondrichthyes; Rhinopristiformes; Pristidae. Bases 225 to 1262 code for a protein of 345 amino acids.